GGAGUAGCAGUGACAAAGCGACGCGAGGGCCUCCCGUAAGACCGCGGAAGGAGAACAAUGACGCACAGGGAUCGAAGCAGAAUAUCUUGGGGUCCCUCCUGACCCAGAUCGGCCCGUCCAUCCUCGAGGGCGCGCUGUCGAAGGUCGCGCACAAUGGCCGAGGCAAUCCUGAAGGACAACAGACGCAGGGAAGCCCCUUGACGACCCUCUUCAGCCAGGUCGGGCCGAGUCUGCUGAGUGGAUUCCUGCAGAACGGGAAGGGUCCUUCGGCUCGAGGAAACGGAGGGAGCGAAUCGAGUCCAUUGCAGUCCAUCAUGAGCGGCUUGGGUCCGGUGCUUCUGGCCGGAGCUGUAUCCCAAGGACUCGGCGGAAAUGGCAGGGACAAGGACGCCCAGAGUCCUAUCCAGUCGAUGAUCAGCAACCUCGGACCGCAACUGAUGAGCAGCGUCAUAAAGCAAGGACUGGGUGCGGGAAAAGGCCGGUCUCAGGAUCCUGGUCCCGUGGAGUCCAUUAUCAGCGGCUUGGGUCCUCUGCUAGGAAAGGCAGUGCAAAGUUCCUUCCAGGGAGACAGCGGCAAGAGCCCUGUAGUCUCGAUCCUCAGCGGUCUAGGAUCCAAUCUAUUAUCAGGAAUGACCAAAAAUGGACAAGAUAAAAAUAGAUAUAACGGUUUCCCUCAGCACAACCCGCCUCAGGUAAGGGGACCAAACCCACAGGUGCCGCCAAGGACUCGACAGCGAACCGACAGCAGCAACGCGUCCCUCCCCAGGACUCCUUCGACAGGAUCACCCAACUUCCGGGAAGGAGAGAGUCCCAGACGAGAACCGGAAGGACUGAAGGAGGUUCAGCUCUCGGCCGGAGAAGGAGAACAAGAACACCAAGCAAGAACAGAAGACGACAACACCGCGGCUGCCCAACCCCCCCUCCUCCGCCUGGCCGCUGGGAGCCUACUGGAGUGGCUUCCAGAUCGGCUCUCCGUUCCCCAGGCGAACUCCACGCGGGGGGCCUGGGAGAUGGCCGUCAACCUCGCCCUCGGAAACCCCAAGGAGCAGCAAGGGAAGGAAGAGUCAGUUCUGGUCCUGGAUGAGACAGCUGAGCGGCUCUGACCAGCAAUCCAGUCCCAGAGCGGCCACCUGGAUAUUACAAGCACUUCGUAAUCCAGCUCGGACCGCCCACGCCCAAGCAAUCUCGGACUUCUAUGAUGCUAUGGCCAGAGUCCAGCCAAUAUGCCAGGCGAUGGAAACUGUGGGAGGUCUUUAUAACUGGA
Molecule: messenger RNA, 1264 nt
Organism: Penaeus vannamei (Pacific white shrimp)
Lineage: Eukaryota; Metazoa; Arthropoda; Malacostraca; Decapoda; Penaeidae
Source: RefSeq, a predicted model, not a curated record